Sphaerodactylus townsendi is the source of this 5573-nucleotide messenger RNA. RefSeq names its product solute carrier family 39 member 11 (gene SLC39A11). The transcript has 13 exons. Gene Ontology annotation, cellular component: membrane. Gene Ontology annotation, molecular function: zinc ion transmembrane transporter activity. The coding region runs from base 132 to 1163 and encodes 343 amino acids. Gene Ontology annotation, biological process: zinc ion transmembrane transport. The record is from RefSeq and is a predicted model, not a curated record. Lineage: Eukaryota; Metazoa; Chordata; Lepidosauria; Squamata; Sphaerodactylidae.
UCUGUUUUAGAGACACGUGUACACAAGGAACCAGGAAGUGGCUGCCGGAUUUGGAUUGUCGGUGGUGGCUUGUAGCAAGUGGGGUCUCCCACAAGUGGUGCAUUUAAUCAUCAACCCCAGGCACGCUCAGUAUGUUAUUGGGUUACAAUCCAGUGUUGCAAGCACUGCUAGGAACCUUCCUGACGUGGGGAUUGACUGCCGUGGGCUCUGCGCUUGUGUUUAUAUUUUCCAGUGGGCAGAGACGGAUCCUGGAUGGCAGCCUGGGCUUUGCUGCAGGGGUCAUGCUGGCUGCUUCUUACUGGUCCCUCCUUGCACCUGCCAUUGAACUGGCUGAAGACUCUAAGAAGUUUGGGGCCUUUGCAUUCUUUCCUGUAGCAGUUGGCUUCACUUUGGGAGCGGCAUUUGUGUACUUUGCAGACUUUCUUCUCCCUUGGCUGGGUAUCAGUGAACCUCCAUACACAGCAUUGGCUUUGGGCUGUGAUUCAAGAAUGGUGAAAGAGAAGUAUGAGCACCAACCUCUCCAUCACCAGGAGGAGUAUGACAACGAGCUGUCCAUCCGGAUAGGUAGAACUUCAGUGCAUGCAGACAAAGGUGAAAAUGGGGAACCUUACCAGAGGAGGAAAGGUCCUGGAGGAAGCCAGCCUGAUGCUCCUGCUCCAUCCCACAUUCUCAAGAGCAGCACCCCAGUGCCAACAAGCAACAGCUGGAGGAGGAUUAUGCUUCUCAUCAUAGCAAUAACGAUACACAAUAUUCCUGAGGGUUUGGCAGUUGGUGUUGGAUUUGGUGCUGUUGGGAAGUCAGCAUCUGCAACCUUUGAAAGUGCCAGGAAUUUAGCAAUUGGGAUUGGAAUUCAAAACUUCCCAGAGGGGCUAGCUGUCAGCCUUCCUUUACGUGGAGCUGGAUUUUCAACAUGGAGAGCAUUCUGGUAUGGUCAAUUAAGCGGUAUGGUGGAGCCAUUAGCUGGCAUUUUUGGUGCUGUGGCUGUGGUACUAGCAGAACCUCUCCUCCCCUAUGCCCUGGCUUUUGCUGCUGGUGCAAUGGUAUAUGUGGUGAUGGAUGAUAUCAUCCCAGAGGCACAGAUCAGUGGCAACGGGAAGCUGGCUUCCUGGACCUCCAUUUUAGGAUUUGUGGUCAUGAUGUCCCUGGAUGUUGGACUUGGAUAACAGGAGAUGCUUUCUUUCCUUACAUUCUUGAUUUUCAGAAUCUGUUAAUCUGGGCAAAUCAAAAGCUGGAACUGGGACUUUGUGUAUUACAUCAUUGUACUGAUUUGGGCUGAUGUUGAUUGCUUGAAUGAUGUGGACUUUUUAUUUGCCCUAAUACAGAGCAGGUAGCUAAAGGACACACAGAAUCCUCCCCCCCUCCCCUCCCCCAUCUCCAAUUUGUAAUUUUCUUGUUGGGAUAUCUGUAGGAAAAUAUUGAUGGAUCUGCAAGGAACACGGGUUUUCAUAUCCAUAAAGGUCAGGUCUUAUCAAUGAAUAUCUUUGCUGUGUGUAAACUAAACUUGUAAUGUGCUAUAAUUGAAAGGAGCAAUCUUGAAGAGAUAAAAGUCUCAUGUGCUGCUAUUGGCACCCACCUACACAAAUGGUGUAACAAUGCAUUCUUCGGGUCUUUGAAAAUAUUGCGAUUAUUCUCGUUGUUGAACUGAGUAAAACAGUUUUAAUCAGUAGCAUAAAUGGACUCUUAGAGGUGGGAGGGCAUGAACAUUCCUAUGUGGAUACUGUAAUUGAAGCCUAUUUCAAGAGUAAGCAUCAAUUUUUUUAAAGGCAGGAUAUUUGUGGCAAAUGUCUGAAGUGCCCAGCCUUCUUCAGAUCCAUUCUUUGCUCAGUAUGCAUAAUCUAGAUAGAAAAAUGACACCCCUCUUUUAGGCUUAUGUUGUUUUGUUCUUCUAGGGAAAAGAAAAGAGCUUCAAUGAAAUAUUAGUUUACUCUUUUGGCAGAAUUGACUGCUAUUUCCAACCAUUUUCACCCAGUGAAGUUCACUGAUGACUCCUUGAAGGUGAAUCAACAAUGUGUAUGGCCCCUUCCACACACACAAAAUAAUGCAUUUUCAAACCACUUUCACAACAGUUUGCAAGUGGAUUUUGCUAUUAUGCACAGCUUCAAAGAGUGCUGAAAGCAGUUUGAAAGUGCAUUAUUCUGCAUGUGUGGAGUGAGCCUAUGUUAUUCCUUACUAUCACAAACAAGGAGCUAUUUUAACAGUCCUUGGACAGUUUGCUAUUUUCUUAUGGACACAAACAAAGAUUAUUAGAAGGGAAUUGUCCAUUCUUCCUUAUUAAUCUGACGUAUCAAUAAUAGAAGUUAAAGCUCUGAGCAAAAGAGAUAGCAACUCUGCUUUGUGGUGAAAAAAGAAUUGAAUUAAUUGGCAUCUUGGCAGCUAACUUAUUUGUGUGAGGUCAAAAGCCCUCUGGUUUUAGGCCUGUAGCAUUUAUUCUAUCCAUCAAAUCCAAAUAUUAUAAAUCCAUAUCACUGGAGCCCAUUUUCCCAUAGGUUGUCGUAAGGUUCCUCACGAGAUUCUGUUUGAUAAUCAGUGCCUAAUCCAUGGGCAACAAAUUCUAGUCCAAGCUCACAAAGCAGAAUCUACUUGGCUUUCUCAUAACUACCACCCCCACCCCCACCCCCACCACCCAUGUUCUAAACUUCAGGAAGGAUGGGCAGGGGGAGAAGGUUGGAGAGAGGCUACCCAGGGAGACAAUUACUACCAGCCAGAAGCCACAGAGCUACUUCUACAGUUUGGGGAUUUUGAUUGUACUUGCCUGUACGUCCACAGAUUUGUGCCAAAUGAUUAGCAACUGACCUGACAUGUGGUUAGGCUAAAUAAAAGAGGAGAUCCAGAAUUUUACUGUCAUUUCCCUUAAUGCUGUUAUGUUUCUCUUAUCAAAAAAAAUAUUCUGCCCAAGUCUUAUGUAUCCUCUCAGCAAGCAUCACUAUUCAGGUUCAACUGAAGUUGGAUAUGCUUCAACAAAUUCUUGACCCAUCGAGCAUUGCAUCUGGUGACAGUGCACAUCCACUUGUUUACUGCAGUGAUAAAAGCCGGUGGCCUCUUUAGUUGGUACAACUGAACCCAACAAAGCAUGUUGUUUCAUAUUGUUGUUAAACUCUUGAUUGUAAAUUGAAGGAAAUCUACUAUCCAUUGUCUGGAAAUGACCUUGUGGAGUGAAUAGUAGAACCUGCACUUCUGACCACCGGAAACUGCCCUGCUUCUCCCUGAUCACAAACUCAUUGGUAUACUUUGAAUGGUAGGCUGCCAGGAUUUGGGCAGAAGGGAUUUGUACCAGUUUCAUUGUACCAGUCUGCCAAACCUGAUCGUGUGUAGCUUGAGAUCGACUCUGGCAUUCUCAGAACAAAAUAUUGAACAGACUGCUGAAACUUACCCAAGACCUCUUCUGCUUAUAACUUUAAAGUGGUUGUGACUCUAUCGGAGUUUCAACUGUAUUCAUUGGAGAGCAAGGCUUGCCUUUCUGUCAAGAAACCAGAACUGCUUAUCCAAUGGAAUUUUCUAAGAGAAACUGCCGUCUAGUGGAUGCACAAUUUACCUGACAGGAAGUCCCACCAAAUAUAGUACAUUAUACUGAAUAUAUGCAAGUGUUGGACUGAAAGAAGAGAGCAGGAGACAAUGGAAUGUUCUGAGUCAUCUGAGCAUGUGUAAUCAGAAUGGUUUAUUUGCCAUUUAUCAGAAGAGAAUGAUCAAACUUUGAUCUGAAGAAUGUUGAAGUGGGGACUUUCCUGCUAAUCUGAACCCACAGAAAUUUUCAAAUGGCACGAAAGGCUCCCUAAAGCAUGAUGGGAUGAGGCCAUCAAAAUCAGAACAUUAAGGCAAAAACCUGCAGCCCACUGAAAUCCUGCCGUUUUGUAUCUGGAAACCUUCCUGGUUUGUCCUGUGGGAUUUCAUCAAACAUUUCCCACAACAUUUGAACCUCACAAGGGCUAGAAACUUCCAAGAUGAAAAAAAGGUGGGGGGAGGAGAUUCUCAAGAAGCUAGACUUUGCAGCCAAUAUCAAUUGACGUCUUCUUGUAAAAUGUUUGUAUAGAACUGGAAACAUACACAGCCCUGACUGAAGUGAAUUAACUAUUGCUCAAAUUAAUGUGGGGGAAGAAUCAGCACUGGCUGUUAGAGGAUCACAUUCCAAAAUAAAGAAGUAAAUCGCAACAUAAAGGAUUCUAACAGAACAACCAAGCUGCUGAAGGACCCACUCAUCGUGUAGAAAAGAUAUCAGCUGAUGGGGGAAACAACCUGUCUGAAAGUGUCAGAAGAUCUUUUGCUUAUGACUAGAGGUCCACCAUGUGCAAGAUCCACAACAGGUGUCUGGUGGGCAAGAGGAUCUUGUUUUAUCAAUGGAAACACAGCAUGGGCUCUUCAGUUGGAAAAUGGAUAGCUCACUAGUAGCUAUGCUUGCUGAAUCCGUUAAUUUUGUUGUGCUUUUGCUGGAUUUUCAGCUUACAGAUGCUGCCUCCUUAUCUAACAUGGUUGGAUAUUUUCCUGCACUAGAGACUUGAAAACCACUUGUAGCAAACAAACAUUUAAUCACAUUUGAAUGUGUAUCGUCCUUCAGAGUUUGUCUAUUUUUAAUAGAAAUAGAUGAGACUUUCUCUUGCUUUUUUUAGUUCCCAGGUUCACCUGAUAUUUACCAUGUUCAUGGUUGGCUUGCUUUUUUAGUGCACACUUGUGCAUCAAUUGGGCAACUGGACAAGGAACAUCAAUUGGGCAACUGGACAAGAAACAUUAGGGAUUAUUGGAAAAACUGGGGUCAGUUCUUCAUGGAGUCAGAGCGACUUGCUCUUGGGAAAACUCAGGCGAUACAAAUUUUCUUUUAAAGGAAGAGAGACAGUUUUGCAGUGUAUAUUUCAGAAAGUCCAUCUGAAACAUAAGAAGCCAGCUGGUAUGAGCUCCGAGUAAAUAAGCUUAGGGAUAAGUUCCAAUAAAAUGUGGGGGGAGGAGUACAUUAGCUCCAUACCCUCUCUGAAGGGUAUGGAUGAAAGUAAAUCCUUAGCAGGGCUUAAAGAAGCAAAAGGAGUAAUGUUUCUUAUUGCGCUUGAACCUACCCAAUAUUUGGGUCAGGACUAGUAAAUUCAUAUUGCCAUUUCAGCAUCUUUCCCUUCUGUGCAAAACCAAUAAAUUAGCAUUACUGUCUUGAAAUAAAAGUGCUGCUGUGCUAGGUCUGCCUGCCUGGGUAUCUAGUUUUCUUCAAUGGCUGGUAGAACAAGCUAAAACGUAUAGGUAACCAUAGGGAAUAAACAAGUGAUAUAUGACUUAUCUGACAUGAUGGUGCUUAGUGAUCCCAAGCAAGUGGUGAGGACAAAUAAGAAAGAUGGUAUUUGAUAGGCCUGGAUUCAGUUGAACCGCAGUGUAGUCUCAAUGAAUUCCAAUAUCAAAGAGAAUAUUGGCCUGCAUGAGAAAUGAUAAAAGUCUGUGGUAUGUCGUGUAUAUGUCCUAAAUUUGCUGUUCCUAAUUUCUGGUUUACUGGUGUUCUAGUGAAAUAAAAAAAGAGGUUUUGUAUUUGUGUGCAUCGUAAGUCUGUUCAGAACCACUGAACUUAUUCCAACCCAAGUUCCAGUAAACUAAGUGCAAUUGAACUC